GCCGGCAAAAAUUGCAAAGAAAGAAAAAUUGGCAAAAAUUUGGCACUAGAAUUUGUUUUUUCAGCGAGUGGAAAUUAAUGCGUUUGUUGCGCAGCACAAAGGCUAUAAAAGCUAUACUCAGUCGUAGUUACAGUAACAGCAGGUCAACUGGAAAGAUGGCCACGGACAUCAAAUUUAACGGAUCGCUAACCCGCAGCGAUCCACAGUUGCAGCCCGUGCUGAUCAUUGGCCAGCUGCGUCAUCUCAAUCUGCUGAAGUUUGGGCAUUUGGCCAGCAAAUUGGAGCCCCGAGUUACCGAGGAGACAUUCAAAACUGCCAUCGCUUGCCUGCAUCCCGCGCCCACGGACAAGUGUUCACUGUAUCUGGAUGUGGCAACGGUUGCAGCACUGCCAUUGAAGGCAUCGAGACACAAUACCGCAUCGCGGGCUCACGCCAUAACGCGUCUGGUGAAGAACCAUGUGCUCAAUGUGAAUGAGGAAAGCGUUGUGCUGGUUUGCGAGCGCGAGAACAUCUUUGCCAGCGCCUGUGCUGUGGUGCGCGCCUUUCCCCUCUAUUCCCGUAAAACGGGAGGCGGCAAUGGUUGCAAGUCCCCAACUGCCGAUGGCGGAGAUGCUGAUGCUACCCGUUCGGUUGUCAACGUGGAGUUCAUUGUCAUUGACAAGGAGGGCUGCAUUGAAGAGAAACCAUUGAGCCAGGAUGAGCUCAAUUGUCUGCAGGAGUCGGCGCGUAGUAUACGUUUAGCAGCUCGCAUUGUGGACACUCCCUGCAACGAGAUGAACGUUGAUGACUUUAUUGAAAAUAUACGCGAAUUUGGCAAAGAACUCUCCUUGGAGCCACUGAUCAUACGUGGCGAAGAGCUGAAGGAACGUGGAUUUGGUGGUAUCUACGGUGUGGGCAAGGCAGCGACGGUGCCACCAGCUCUAGUGGUACUCUCCCACGAGCCCAAAGGCGCACAGGAAACCAUUGCUCUUGUGGGCAAGGGCAUUGUCUAUGAUACCGGCGGCUUGAGCAUCAAGGGUAAAACCGCAAUGCCGGGCAUGAAGCGAGACUGCGGCGGAGCUGCAGCUAUUCUCGGUGCCUUCUAUACGGCCGUCAAGUGUGGAUUCAAUGAUAACCUGCAUGCGGUGUUCUGCUUGGCCGAAAACUCUGUGGGUCCAAAUGCCACACGUCCCGACGACAUUCAUACGUUGUACUCUGGUCGUACCGUGGAAAUCAACAAUACGGAUGCUGAGGGCCGUUUGGUGCUGGCCGAUGGUGUUUGCUUUGCCAACAAGGAUCUCAAGGCGAACAUCAUUCUCGAUAUGGCCACAUUGACUGGCGCUCAAGGUAUAGCAACAGGCAAAUAUCAUGGUGCCAUAUUGACAAACUCGGAGCCAUGGGAGGCAAAGGCAUUGCAAGCCGGACGUAAAUCCGGCGAUUUAUUGGCGCCCAUUAUUUAUAGUCCCGAAUUGCAUUUCUCGGAAUUUGCAUCGGCCGUCGCUGAUAUGAAAAACUCUGCAGCGGAUCGUCAAAAUGCGCUAUCCUCCUGCGCUGGCCUCUUUGUGGCCGCUCAUUUGGGCUUCGAUUAUCCUGGCGUCUGGAUGCAUGUGGACAUGGCAUCACCCGUUCACUGUGGCGAACGUGCCACAGGCUAUGGUGUUGCAUUGCUGCUCACACUGUUUGGCAGCCAUACAAACUGUUCCCUGUUGCAGUCGAUUGCACCCACCGAAGAGGAGCCACCAUCGAAGCGUAUGUGCCGCGAUUAGCGUCUGACGUUCGCAACGCUUUAGCAUUUCAAUCAAGUUUAUACACACACACCAACAGCAAUUAUAUACAUAUACAUAUAUAGAAACAGAUGCAUGCGACAUGCUGAAAUAAAUGCCAAUUAGAUGAAGUUGUUGACAGGCAAUAAAAAUAAUUAAAUGAA
Molecule: messenger RNA, 1906 nt
Organism: Drosophila innubila
Lineage: Eukaryota; Metazoa; Arthropoda; Insecta; Diptera; Drosophilidae
Gene: grsm
Product: probable aminopeptidase NPEPL1
Exons: 6
Coding region: 78-1745 (555 amino acids)
Biological process (GO): proteolysis
Cellular component (GO): cytoplasm
Molecular function (GO): manganese ion binding; metalloaminopeptidase activity
Source: RefSeq, a predicted model, not a curated record